AUGAGCACAGAGGACACUGGCAAUGGGACCUCUCCUACCACGCCUCUCCUUGGGCUUCUGGUUUCAACCACUGAACUAGUCCCACCCAGCCCUGCAACCCCCAAGACAGCAGACCCGCUGCUUGUCAUUGUUGCACUUGUCUGCAUGUUCCUCCUCCUGGCGACCUUCCUCGUCUUUGUCACCCUCUGCAAGCCAGUGGCGCUGGACCAGUCCCGCUCUGGGCCCCGGGAGUGCAUGCCCCAUCACCCAGCCGAUGCCAGUGAGCCCCAGCUGAGGCUCUGGAAGCGGCUGGGCUCCCUGCGAUGCUCCGUCAGCACCUUCAGGAGGAGUCUGCCAGUGUCCCAGAGACACCUUGCCUGCCCCAAAAGCUCCCUCACCAGCCAGAACUGGGACAUCAUGGAGUCCACCAAAAUGUGA
Molecule: messenger RNA, 417 nt
Organism: Nestor notabilis (Kea)
Lineage: Eukaryota; Metazoa; Chordata; Aves; Psittaciformes; Psittacidae
Product: chromosome unknown open reading frame, human C10orf105
Exons: 1
Coding region: 1-417 (138 amino acids)
Source: RefSeq, a predicted model, not a curated record